This is a messenger RNA of Entamoeba invadens IP1, 1413 nucleotides long. RefSeq lists its product as hypothetical. Gene Ontology annotation, biological process: regulation of GTPase activity. Bases 1 to 1413 code for a protein of 470 amino acids. The transcript is spliced from 3 exons. The record is from RefSeq and is a predicted model, not a curated record. Lineage: Eukaryota; Evosea; Mastigamoebida; Endamoebidae.
AUGAUAUCUUCAACGAAGCAAUCAAUUCAUUUGACCUUAACUCCUGAAGCUGAGACCGUUUUUUCUUCAUCCUUUUCAUGUGAAACGGACAUGAAAAGACAGAAAGAAGAUAUUUCUGUCCAGUUAAUUUAUCGCCAAAGUGGCUCACUCACUGCAAGAACACAUUAUUCACCAGAAAAAACACCUUCGUUGGCAUUAAAAAACCUUUCUCCGUUCAUUCAAAUAUCACCCAGAAAAACACCAACACCAAAUGCCGUGAAAAAGAGUCCAGAAGAAGCAAUGAGGAGAAUGUUAUUCAAUUUUCCUUCAAAUUUACUUACCGCUUAUUGUCAAAUCGUUUGUCAUUGCGUUAAAAUUAUAUACAUUUAUACUAUUUUUUUCAAUGUUUUGAAUUUUUUAAAAAUUUUUGUGAAACAAGACGAGAGUAAUCCGUUCUAUAUCAAAUCACUUCUUCAGUUUUAUUCAUCGCGAGGAAAACUGACUGAUCUUUUGAUUUAUUUAGCACAAGAAGAAAUUGAAAAAACAAAUCAGCAUAAUAUGUUAUUUAGAGGAAACACCAGUUUUACUCGAAUAUUCACACAAUAUUUGAACCGGUACUGUUCGUCUUUUUUGAAUAACACAUCAAUUCAAGUCGUUCAAAUUCUUUUAAAAAAGAACACUAAAAACGAAGAAGAAAAUGAACUACAAAAUGCUUUAAAAAAUACAAAUGAUGAUCUUGUAUUUAACAAUGACUUCUUUGACACUUUAAAUCUUUUCACAAGCAUUUUGGAGUCACAGAAAAAUACCUUCCCGUCACACUUACAAGAGAUUUUGAGAAAUGUUUAUUAUAAAGUCAAAGACAAAAGAGACGAGAAACAAGCGAUAAAUGCGGUCACCACUUUACUCUUUUUAAGAUUCAUAUUAACACCAUUUACUUCUACUCCAGUCAUCUUAAAAGAAACACAGAAAUUGAUUGGAGAAAUUGGAACCAUAACUUUACCAUUCAACAAAAACCCACUGACAAACAGACAGACAACCCACUUUAAAUUGUAUGUUGAGUCUUAUAUCAAUACCAUUCUCUUUGGACCAACUAAUUACGCUCUCUCACAUCGCGGAUUUAACGCACUUGAACAGGAAAACUCUUUAAUUGCUAUAAUCAACAUUAUCAGACAAGAAAUGAGAACCUUUUCGAUGAUCUAUAAAGGCGAUUUCGAUGAUGUCUUUAGUGUAAUCAAAGGAAAGACAGACGCUUUAGUGAAUUGCAGCAUCUCUUAUUCAACCGCUGAAUUCGUCAAAUGGAUGGACGACCGUGAAAAAUUGAUAUACAAAGAAAAUGAUCUCCUCAAAAGGAACAUCGAGACACUCAAAGCCAAUAUCUGUUACCUCAAAUCAAAGAUCGAGUCCGCGGAAACUGUUUCUAUUUAUUCAUUGUGA